UCCCGCACGGAGGCCUAGCUGCAGGCGUAAAAUGUUAACAUUUUUCUAAAUAUUUACCCUUCGCAAGCAGCAUUAAACGGCGUCUCGAGUCGAGCACGAGAUUUACGCCCUUCUGUCAGACAGCUGAUUCGGGGAAAGCUGCUAGCGAAGAGAAAAAAAAAACAGGAAAACUUUGCAGUACGUAAUGUUAUCUCGUGCGGAACGCUAUUAAUAGAUACGUAAGACGGGGUUCGAGUUUUGAAUAAUAAUAACGAUACGAUAGAUAUACCGUAUCCGUAAAACGGAAGCUGUAACGAUUAGACAAUGGAUUUCAAAUGUCCUCUCUGUGAUAUGCCAAUGCCGUCGCUGGAGAAGCUCAAACAGCACAUAAAGAACACUCAUAGUGCAUAUUUUUACGAUACCUACCUGUUCCCACCGGAAAUGCUCUUCCCAGGAGCGCCCUCCAGCGCCGCAACAAACAACGUGGAAGGGGUGAUAACAAGCGAACCGAUGUCCACACCGGAAGUGACAAUCGAACAAACGGAUGAGCCGUGCUGCGUGUGCUGUGAGUACGAGACAACCGACGGCGAUGGAACCGAUUGUGGGUUGUGUGAUUGCAACUGCGAGGAUGACGCCGGUGCGGAGUGUGAUGACUGUAUGGUGAUGUAAGUACACUGUUAACUUUAGACUACUUGUAUAGAAACAUAGUAGAACUUUAAGCGCUGCCUGAGGAAAUCCAAAACAUAGGAAAACACAUUAGCUCGCAAAAUCGAUGUUACACAUAUAGUUUUUAAAAGUGCCUAUACUUCUGCAAAAAUCAAACGUCAUGUUACAAAAAAGCACACAAACACAUAUGAAUUCAAUCAAGGACAAAACAUACGUACAUUCGAGCUCGAAAGUUGAUUUUAGCAUUAGCAAACGUUACGUAUCGAACAGCAAUCUGAACUCUUCCGAACAAGCAAAAGUCUUUACAGCAUUCUUUACGAAACGACCGCCUCCAACGAGGGGUGAAAUCAUACAAAUGUGCCAACAGUCCCACUUGAUGUACCACGUGUCCGAGCUUAGGGAACCAAAAGUUUCUGUUUCGAUCACCUCUUUUUCAUUAGUUAACUAUAGUCAAUUGGGUCAUAACCUAUAUUGAAACGAUACAAACAUUUUGUUUGAGAAAACUUUAACAAACAAAGAAUACAUUAAAAAAAAUAGUGCAAACAAAAGUUCAAGGUUAGACUGAAAUUGUCAAACAGUAAGGGGCAAUAUUCUGUCAAACAGAGGACAACAUUAGGAAUCGCAUCAAACAGGACAAAGAUGAAUAUGUUAUGUUUUAACUUCCUUAGAAGGUGUAAAAUGAGAAGAAUAGGAUCAAGUCUUUUCAAUCUUCCCAGGCUUCGGAAGUCCCUUAUAUGAUUAAGUAGUAUAGUCAUGUGGUCUAAAAAGAAGAUAUACCAGGGUAAAACGCAUACCAAUAUACGAUAGUAGUCGUUAGCAAUGGGUGUUAGAGCAGAGCUACCUAUUCCUCCUAGUGGUUAGAAUAUGUGCACUUGUACGAAUAGGAAAGUUUGUUGGACAGAUUUAAGGAAUUGUAGG
Molecule: messenger RNA, 1563 nt
Organism: Ochlerotatus camptorhynchus
Lineage: Eukaryota; Metazoa; Arthropoda; Insecta; Diptera; Culicidae
Exons: 3
Coding region: 304-648 (114 amino acids)
Source: RefSeq, a predicted model, not a curated record